This is a messenger RNA of Truncatella angustata, 4608 nucleotides long. RefSeq names its product ABC-2 type transporter. Gene Ontology annotation, cellular component: membrane. The transcript has a single exon. Bases 1 to 4608 code for a protein of 1535 amino acids. Gene Ontology annotation, biological process: transmembrane transport. NCBI's taxonomy places the organism in Eukaryota, Fungi, Ascomycota, Sordariomycetes, Amphisphaeriales, Sporocadaceae. The record is from RefSeq and is a predicted model, not a curated record. Gene Ontology annotation, molecular function: ABC-type transporter activity; ATP hydrolysis activity; ATP binding.
AUGUCCAUCGUGGGAGGCACCGGCUUCAUGAAUUACGACCGGACCGCCCAGGCCACUGGCAUUCCGCCACUCACCUCGCCAGUGCACGAGGACGUGGGCGAUGCGCAUUCACUGGCCAAGACUACAUCGCAUAGGUCAAAGACCGGCGUGGACAAACAUGGCACCCCCGACUCGGAUACAACACAAGCAGGGGACGAAUCUGAGGUCGAGAGGUCGAGACGCGAGUCCAUCGUACACUCGCUGGCUCGCCGCUACACAACACAAUCAAAUGCCGGCGCUCAUGGCGGCAACCCCUUUCACGCCGACGAGAACUCGCCCCUGAACCCAGCUUCAGAGAAUUUCAGUUCACGCGCUUGGGCAAAGGCUAUUGUGGACAUGGAUACUGCUGGAUUCCGUUCAGCUGGUAUUUGUUACCAGAACGUCAACGUGCACGGUUUCGGCAACGCCACAGAUUAUCAGAAGGAUGUUGGCAACGUUUGGCUGGAUGCUGCUGGUCUGGUGCGCAAGGCUUUUGGCCUGAGCAAGCCGCGGAAGAUCGAUAUCCUGCGCAACUUCGACGGUUUGGUGCGCAAGGGCGAGAUGUUGGUUGUGCUGGGUCCUCCUGGAUCAGGAUGUUCUACCUUCUUGAAGACAAUCGCUGGCGAAACUAACGGUAUCUUCAUUGACGACAAAUCGUACUUCAACUACCAAGGUGUCACCGCCAAGGAGAUGCACACCCAUCACAGGGGUGAGGCUAUCUACACUGCAGAGGUAGAUGUGCAUUUCCCCAUGUUGACUGUCGGCGACACCUUGACUUUCGCAGCACAGGCUCGUGCCCCGCGCGAGCUGCCCGAAGGAGUCGACAAGCAAACCUACUCCAACCAUCUUAGAGAUGUCAUCAUGGCCAUGUUCGGUAUUUCCCACACAAUCAAUACCCGUGUCGGUAACGAGUACGUCCGUGGUGUCUCCGGAGGAGAGCGCAAGCGUGUCACCAUCUCGGAGGCGGCUCUUAGUCGUGCGCCGCUCCAAUGUUGGGACAACAGUACCCGAGGUCUCGACAGUGCCAAUGCCGUAGAGUUCUGCAAGACUUUGCGCUUGCAGACUGAGCUCUUCGGUGCAACUGCCUGCGUCUCUAUCUACCAAGCACCCCAAAGCGCAUACGACCUCUUUGAUAAGGCGCUGGUCCUAUACGAGGGUCGUCAGAUCUUCUUUGGCCGUGCCGAUGAGGCCCGUCAAUAUUUCAUCAACCUAGGAUUCGACUGCCCCGAUCGCCAGACCACUCCAGAUUUCUUGACCUCGAUGACCAGUCCCCUCGAGCGACAUGUUCGAUCCGGCUUUGAAGGCAGAGCCCCUCGAACCCCGGACGAGUUUGCUGAAGCGUGGAGGGACAGCGCAGAGUAUCGCAAACUACAAGCUGAAAUUGAGGAGUACAAGCAGGAGCACCCACUCAAUGGCCCAGACGCAGAUACCUUCCGCGCCAGCAAGCGCGCAGCUCAAGCUAAAGCACAGAGACUCAAGUCGCCCUACACACUCUCCUACGUGCAGCAAGUUAAGCUGUGCCUGUGGCGUGGAUUCCGCAGACUCAGCGGCGAUCCCAGCUUGACUGUUGGGUCCUUGAUCGGAAACUUUGUCAUGGCCCUCAUCAUUGGUAGCGUCUUCUACAACCUUCAACCUACUACUGGCAGCUUCUUCCAACGAGGAGCUUUGCUCUUCUUCGCCUGUCUUACGAACGCCUUCGCAUCCGCUCUAGAAAUUCUCACUCUGUACGCUCAACGACCAAUCGUCGAGAAGCAAAGUCGAUAUGCCAUGUAUCAUCCGUCUGCGGAAGCCGUGGCGUCCAUGCUGACUGAUUUGCCCUACAAGAUCAUGAACACGAUCGUCUAUAACCUGACGCUCUACUUCAUGACCAAUCUGAGACGCGAGGUUGGACCUUUCUUUUUCUUCUUGCUGAUCUCGUUUACUGUUGUUUUGGCUAUGAGUAUGAUCUUCCGUACUAUUGCCUCUGCAUCGCGAACGCUGUCACAGGCCAUGGUACCCGCUGCCAUCCUGAUUCUCGCUCUGGUCAUCUUCACUGGUUUCGUCAUUCCAAUCAGUUAUAUGCUGCCCUGGUGUCGAUGGAUGAAUUAUCUUGAUCCAUUGGCUUACGCUUUCGAAUCGCUGAUGGCCAACGAAUUCCAUGGGCGACAGUUCAUCUGCACCGACUAUAUCCCUAACGCAGCUAUACCUGGAUAUGAGAAUCUUAGCGAUCUGCAGCACGUCUGUAGUGCUGUCGCCGCUGUUGCUGGUAGCAACUAUGUCGACGGUGAUGCCUACAUCAACAGCGCAUUCCAGUACUACAAUGAGAACCGAUGGCGCAACUGGGGCAUCACCAUCUGCUUCAUCCUCUUCUUCCUUUUCACAUACAUGGUCUCAGCUGAGCUCGUGUCCGAGAAGAAGUCGAAGGGCGAGGUCUUGGUUUUCCGCCGUGGCUACAAGCCUGCACAGUUCAAGGAAAGAAAGGGCGACGAUGAAGAAGGCAUGAUGCGUGUCGGUCCCACUGCUACCAAUGAAAGGGCUACUGCCGGCAGUGACGGAAAAGAAACUGGCGCUCUGCAAGCCUCAACAAGCGUCUUCCACUGGAACAAUGUUUGCUAUGACAUCAAGAUCAAGUCUGAGCAUCGCCGUAUUCUGGAUAACGUCGAUGGUUGGGUCAAGCCUGGUACACUUACGGCCUUGAUGGGCGUGUCAGGUGCCGGAAAGACAACCUUGCUCGAUGCUCUCGCCAGCCGUAUCACCAUGGGUGUCAUCACUGGUGAGAUGCUUGUAGACGGGCGUCUUCGUGAUAACUCAUUCCAGCGCAAGACAGGUUAUGUUCAGCAGCAGGAUCUCCACUUGGCCACGACGACAGUACGCGAAGCUCUGAACUUCUCCGCCCUGCUGCGUCAGCCUGCCGAUACUCCCAGAGCUGAAAAGCUUGCUUAUGUCGACGAAGUCAUCAAGUUGUUGGAUAUGCAAGAGUAUGCCGAUGCCGUCGUCGGUGUCCUCGGUGAAGGUCUUAACGUCGAACAGCGCAAGCGUCUUACCAUUGGUGUUGAACUUGCAGCUAAGCCUCCAUUGUUGCUCUUCGUCGAUGAACCUACUUCCGGUCUCGACUCUCAAACUUCUUGGGCCAUUCUGGAUUUGCUUGAAAAGCUGACCAAGGCUGGUCAGGCCAUUCUCUGCACCAUCCACCAACCUUCUGCCAUGCUCUUUCAACGUUUUGACCGUCUCUUGUUUCUUGCCAAGGGUGGCAGAACUGUCUACUUCGGUGAUAUCGGUGAGAGCUCAAAACAGAUGAUUCACUACUUCGAGCGUCACGGUGCCCCGCCUUGUCCUGCCGAUGCCAACCCAGCCGAAUGGAUGUUGGAUGCCAUUGGUGCCGCUCCUGGUAGCCACACUGACGUCGACUGGUUCCAAACAUGGCGUGACAGCUCCAACUAUGCAGAGGUUCAGGCUGAACUCCAACGGCUCAAGGAUGACGCUCCUGAGGGCCCGCCCCCGACUGAGGAUCAGGGUUCCUACCGCGAGUUCGCAGCAAGCUUCUUUUCGCAGCUUGGCGAGGUCACGCAUCGUGUCUUCCAGCAAUAUUGGCGAACACCCUCGUAUAUUUACUCCAAGGCCGCCCUCUGCAUCCUCGUUGCCCUCUUCAUUGGUUUCGUCUUCUUUGAUGCACCAAACUCUAUCCAAGGCCUCCAGAACCAAAUGUUUGCCAUCUUCAACUUGCUGACUGUCUUCGGCCAACUUGUUCAACAGACCAUGCCUCACUUUGUCGUCCAGAGAUCUCUGUACGAGGUUCGCGAGCGACCGUCCAAGGUUUACGGGUGGAAGGUUUUCAUGCUUUCGCAGAUCAUCGUCGAACUGCCUUGGAAUACUCUCAUGGCUGUUCUGAUGUUUGUGUGCUGGUACUAUCCUGUCGGAUUGAACAACAACGCCAUCGCCGCCGGACAAGAGCACGAACGCGGUGCUCUAAUGUUCCUCCUUCUUUGGGUUUUCCUUCUUUUCACAUCUACAUUCACUGACAUGAUCAUCGCCGCAUUUGAGACCGCUGAGGCUGGUGGCAACAUCGCCAACUUGCUCUUCAUGCUUUGCUUGAUCUUCUGUGGUGUCCUCGCCAGCCCCGACACCUUCCCCCGUUUCUGGAUUUUCAUGUACCGGCUCAGUCCAUUUUCAUAUCUGAUCUCGGCCAUGUUAUCUACCGCUGUCGCAAACACUGAAGUCAUAUGCGCCGCGAAUGAAUAUGUCAGCUUCCAGCCUCCGUCGGGUACAUCCUGUGGUGACUACAUGGCCGACUACAUUGCAGCGGCAGGUGGAUACCUCCAGGACCCGAACGCCACGGACUCUUGCAGUUUCUGCAAGGUGGCCGACACCAACGUGUUCCUGACCAGUAUUCAAUCCUCGUACGACGACAGGUGGCGCAAUUUCGGUAUCAUGUGGGCCUACAUCAUCUUCAACAUCUUCGGUGCUCUCGGCAUGUACUGGCUUGCCCGUGUGCCCAAGAAGGCCAAGACGGAGAACCCCAAAAAGUCAAAACAGAUCACGGCCGCACCCACGACGUCAGCGUCAGAGAAGACUGCCGCCGUUUCUGCUGGCUCGUCCACUGCUCACUCAUAG